Molecule: messenger RNA, 1257 nt
Organism: Coffea eugenioides
Lineage: Eukaryota; Viridiplantae; Streptophyta; Magnoliopsida; Gentianales; Rubiaceae
Product: tetraketide alpha-pyrone reductase 1-like
Exons: 6
Coding region: 109-1008 (299 amino acids)
Molecular function (GO): oxidoreductase activity, acting on the CH-OH group of donors, NAD or NADP as acceptor
Source: RefSeq, a predicted model, not a curated record
UGGAUGGAUACUCUCAUAUCCAUUCUGCUACUAAUGGCCCCGUGAGGUGAGCCUUGGAUGCAAGGCUGACAGGUAACAAAUUCCCUCACAAAAAGAGCUUGGAGAAGAAUGAGUGGACCAGGAGAGGAUAAAGUGGUGUGUGUGACUGGAGCUUCGGGUUACAUAGCUUCAUGGCUGGUCAAGCAGCUACUUGGCCGGGGUUAUACAGUUAAAGCUUCUGUUCGAGAUGCCAAUGAUCCAAGAAAGACGGAACAUUUGACGUCACUUGAUGGAGCCAAGGAGAGACUGAAGUUGUUUCAGGCGAACUUACUUGAUGAUGGAUCCUUUGAUGAAAUAGUUCAAGGAUGUACUGGCGUUUUUCAUACCGCUUCUCCUGUUAUUUUUUCGGUUAGCGAUCCGAAGAAAGAAUUAAUAGACCCUGCAGUAAAGGGAACACUGAACCUGCUUCAAUCAUGUGCAAAAGUUUCAUCUAUCAGAAGAGUGAUCCUGACAUCUUCUACGGCUGCAGUUCUGGCAAAACCAGAGCUAAAUAAAGAUUCAUUUGUUGACGAAAGUUGGUUUUCUAACCCAUCAUACUGUGAGGAGCAAAAGAUGUGGUAUCAACUGUCAAAAACUUUAGCAGAGGAUGCUGCUUGGAAAUUCUCAAAGGAGCAUGGCAUUGACAUGGUUUCAAUCAAUCCAGGAUGGGUCUUUGGUCCCAUUCUGCAGCCUUCUAUCAAUCUAAGUGCAGGAUUGGUCCUGGAUGUAGUAAAUGGGGCUCAAUCAUUUCCUGAUGCAUGUGUUGGAUGGAUUGAUGUUAGAGAUGUUGCCUGUGCACAUAUUCAUGCCUUUGAAAUCCCUUCUGCUAAUGGAAGAUAUUGUGUUGUUGGGAAAAAUGUGCACUGGUCCGAGAUCGUCAAGAUUCUGAGGCAACUUUUCCCUACUCUUCAACUUCCAAAUAAGGGUCUAAGGAAGAUGACUAGUGGGAAAGCGGCGUGUGUGACGGCAGCUUCGGGAUACAUAGAUUGAUGGCUAGUCAAGCUGCUUCUAGACCGCGGUUAUACUGUUGAAGCUUCAGUUCAUGAUCUCAAUACGUCAUUCAAAACUCCCUAUAAGCCAUUUCUGCAAGCUGCUAAUUGUGUUUAUACUUAAUAGAUUAUUGUUGCUUUAGAUCUGUUUGUAUAAAGGUCUCUUUUAGUAUUGAUGUUGUAGAGAGCAUUGGAAUGCUGUCACGUAAAAUUUUAGAUAUCUUAAGGGAAUUUUUAAGUUGUGUUUGUA